Eruca vesicaria subsp. sativa (arugula) is the source of this 1566-nucleotide messenger RNA. The record is from the annotation of a GenBank genome assembly. Lineage: Eukaryota; Viridiplantae; Streptophyta; Magnoliopsida; Brassicales; Brassicaceae.
AUGGAGAAGGAGAAGGAAGAGUCGCUAAAACUAGCGAUCGCUGUUUCUCUGCUACGAUCGAAGAUCCAGAACCGUAGAUCUUCUUCUUCUUCUUCUACUUCCCGUCGUGAUUCUACCUCCGACAACACUGAUGCUCUCCGCUGGAAGCACAAGGCUAAAGAGAGGAAGAAGGAGAUAAUCAGACUCCAGGAAGAUCUCAAGAAUGCUGACAGUGGUUCACAUUGUGACUUAUUCCCAGCGAGUGCUUCUUGCAAGUGUUAUUUCUUUGAUAACUUGGGAGAGAGGCGGUUUGGAGAGGCCUCUGAACCGAGGUUUAACCAUGUUCUUCGUCGUAGAUUUCUCAGACUAGGUCUGUCUCUUCACCCCAUCAUCCCACAUACUUAUGUAGUUUGCAUAGAUUAUGUAUACCUUUCAAGGACAAGGGGGAGAAGGAAAUCAACUCGAAGAUUGCUGCUCUCAGAACCGGGAUAUGAAGAGGAAGCAGAGCAUCUAAAGAUUUCUAUUGAUUUUCUUCUGGAACUGGCUGAACCAGACUCCAAUGCCUCUAGUUUCAGCAAUUGGUCACAUCAGGCUGUAGAUUUCAUAUUAGCUUCACUGACGAAGCUGAUAUCGUUGGGGAGAAACUUGGAAUCUGUUGAAGAAUCUAUCAGUUCCAUGAUUACACAGUUGAUCGAAAGAAUGUGCACUCCCUUUAAAGGAAAUGUAGAGGUGAAGCAACAGGAAACAAGUGUCGGGUAUUAUGCUCAACAUCUUAUCCGUAAACUGGGAAGUGAUUCAUACAUUGGACAGCGUGCAAUAUUUGCUGUUUCUCAGAGAAUAUCCAUUUUAGCAGAAAACUUACUGGUCAUGGACCCGUUUGAUGAAUCAUUCCCAGAGAUGGAUGAGUCCUUGUUUACCUUGAUACAGCUUAUUGAGUUCCUGAUAUCGGACUAUUUGCUACCUUGGGCUGAGAGUGAAACAUUUGAAAAUGUUCUGUUUGAGGAGUGGAUAGCAUCAGUAGUCCAUGCGAGGAAAGCAGUAGCUGCUUUGGAAGAUAGAAACGGAUUGUAUCUUCUUUACAUGGACCGAGUCACAGGGGAAUUAGCUAUACGAGUUGGUCAAGUUACGUCUUUCCGGGAGGUGGAGCCAUCCAUUUUGGAAAAACUCUUAGCCUAUCCAGAAUGAUUACCUUCCAGGCCACGAGGAUGAAGAAGCUAGUGUAACGAGGAAGCUUGGAGUUUUUAUAAAGAAAAGGGGAGGAGGAGGAUACAGAAGGUCUCGAACCACAACAUCAGCUUCUGCAAAAACACUUUUGUCAGGCUCCUUUUAUAUCACUGCUUUCCUGCUCUCUCUUCUUUUCUAAGUUGUUUUUUUGUUUCUACUGUCAAAAGUGGUUUUCCUUUUUUACUUUCCCUACAAGAAUUGCUGUAGUCACUAGUCAGAUAGUAAUAAUGUCAACUAGAAGAACUCUCUGUAUUCUCUCAUAUAAGUUAAAGAGUUCUAUUACAACAUGAAGAUUGUGAGCUCUAUCUAUUGUUUGGUCUUUUCCAAGUUUGUGAAACCAAAAUAAAUGCUUGACCAAUUUCC